Messenger RNA from Closterium sp. NIES-67, 1688 nucleotides. NCBI's taxonomy places the organism in Eukaryota, Viridiplantae, Streptophyta, Zygnematophyceae, Desmidiales, Closteriaceae. The record is from the annotation of a GenBank genome assembly.
AAAGGAUUCACCCGUCAUAACGCCGAUUCGCUACUACUUCGCAUCAUCCGUUUCCGAGUUCGUUGUAAAGUGCGGUCUGUUCUCCUAGCGAUGGCUCCCACAUCGCACCUUGCAGCAUCGCGAAUAAGGCUUCUACCAUCGGCAUGCCGAGCGUCCCACCAAACCGGAACCUCAGGCUCGGGCCGAACGAGGCAAUGCUGCUUGGGCGCUCUUGGCUCCGCCGCGCCAGGGCGAUCAUGUGCCCUCAACCCCACAUCUGAAACGUACCCGUUACGAGCACAAUCUCGUCCUGUUCAGACGCCAUGUGAAAAGCGCCCGCUAUCAGCGCGCUCAGAGCGGGACACGCGGGUAGGAUUCUCGAGGAGCCUCAAAGAUAGUUCAGAGCGAGACAUGCGGGCGCGAAUUUCGCGGAUGGGCGGAGCGCAAGGGCCGGGAACGCCAGCAGGAGCAGGGGGGUCGACCGGUCAGCCAGACCCGGACGGGUGGCGGGAGCUGUUGCGUGGGGGCGAGGACGUGGCGCAAGUGAUGUCUGACAUGGCCAACAUUCUGGACGAGAUAUCCGGCCUGGAGGGGCGGGACGAGGAGGUGGCGGUGCAGAUGGCGGCAGCAGCAGCCAUAGCGGGUAGAGUGGGCGCCCUCGACCAGUCUUUCCUGGUGGCUCUCGAGUUCAUGAUGGGGCAGGCGGACUCUAACAACGACUCCAAGGGCCGCUGGUUGCUGGAAGUGGUGAAGGAGCAGCUGCUGGCGCAGCUGCAGCAGAAGAUGCCUCCCCAGGUGCAAGUGGUGUCGCUCCUCGUUGCCACGUCCGACAAGAACCGGCGCCGAGACAUCAUCACACGGGCGCUGGCAGGGGGGGGCAAGCUGCCUGGCGAGGCGAGUCCAGGCGGCAUGGGCAGCAUGGACAUGGGGCCACAGGAGGUGCACGUGCCGGGGGCUAACCUGGAUGAGAUCAUCGCUCAAAGUGACGACCUCGUUGCGUCUUUGGAGGAGGAACUACCCAUCAGGGACCGUCGGCUGCUGGCCAGACUACUGUUAGCGAGGGAGGAGGCGCGCUCGCUCAUGGCUGGGGGCAUCCAGGACCCCCGCAACGACGUGCGGCGACUCAAGAACGUUCCCGAGACCGAGGUCCGGUUCAUAUCCACUCUGGUGGCCAUCAAGGCGCCUGACGCACUGAAGAAGCGGAUCUUCGAUGUGAUGGAUGGCCGGCAGGAGGGCGAGUACAAGAAGGGGAGUGACGGCCCGAUCAAGGUUCAGGGGUCCAAGGGCUCUGCUCCUGUUCGUCCAGGCCACCUGCUGGACACCAUAACCAAGGUUCUUGGCGGAAUGUACAGAACAGGAGGGUCUGGUGUUACCGUGCAACAAUUAGAAUGGAUUCGGAAGGAGACACUCGAUGCUUUACAAAGAAUAGGAUUCAGUCAAUGAACAUCCCCGUGAAAGGAACACUACAUGCAAUGCAACUCAGAGUUGAGAAAAGUUUGGCUCCAGCUACUGGGACUUGAUUACACAUGCUACCGAAUGCAACCAUGCCAAGGUUGAUAUGUUCAGAAGCAAUGUGGGGAAGAUUGCAUGGAUCAGGAAGAAUACGCGGAUAUCAGCAAUAGGAGAGUGAAUAGGGAUGAGUCAACUGGGGAAACAAGGUAAGGUUAACAGAGUGAGGAAAGGAGGUGAUAUGUGCUGCUGACUUUUUA